UACGUAAAUAAGUAGUCUAACAUACAUACGUAAAUACAUAUAUAAACAGAUAUUUUUACAACAAUAAUCAUUCUUCUUGUAGAAACACCUCAAAACAACAACUAACAACAUGAUCGCCAAGAUUGUUGCCGUCCUCUGCUUCUUCGUCGUAGCUCAGGCUGCCUAUAUUGGCACCAACCUCGGUUAUGGUUAUGGCUCUUUAGGCUAUGGUGGAUACGGUGCUUACGGGGCCCCUGUCGUAGCCGCCGGUGCCUAUAACCCUCUUGCGAAUUACGCCGGGAUUACCGGAUACGGCGGAUACGGCCUCGGCGGUUACGGUAGAUUCGGCUGGUAAAUAACUGUGUUAAUUGAUUUGGUUCUUCUAUUAUUUAUUUGUAAAACCUUCUUGUUAACAAUGCAUGAUACAAUGGAUUUCUCUUUCUAAAUAUUUGUGCGUAAAAUAAAAUCUUUUGAAU
Molecule: messenger RNA, 455 nt
Organism: Galleria mellonella (greater wax moth)
Lineage: Eukaryota; Metazoa; Arthropoda; Insecta; Lepidoptera; Pyralidae
Product: shematrin-like protein 1
Exons: 2
Coding region: 110-334 (74 amino acids)
Source: RefSeq, a predicted model, not a curated record